UCUUGUUUCUAUCUUCUGUUCUCCUAUCUAACAUAUAUAUAUAUAUUUUGUUUUUUUGUUAUUAUUUCUAUUUUUUUUUGCAUAUUCUCUUACAAUCUCAAUUUUGUCCCGGCCCGGACACAUGGGAAUGUCGAAUAAGUCAGUUUCUACAUUUACAUUUUUCCUUGCUUUGGUUGUUGUGCAUGGAAUUCAGAAUACAGAAGAGAGACAUUUGCAAACUACUUCGUUAGAGAUUGAACGAAUCUAUAAGAAGAAACCUGAGGCUAGGAAUCCCACCAUUGUGGUCACAUAUACACGACGUAGUGUCCUUGGAAAGGCGGUCAUCUUCCACCCCACUGACUUUAGGCCUACAAGUCCCGGUAACAGCCCUGGCGUAGGACACUCUCACGGGCGACACUGAUUUGAUCUGUUGAUCAUACCAUACAUCAAAGUCUAUAUCAUAAUAUAUACUUAUUAAUGAACUAUCGUUAGACUUUUCUUCUAAUUUUAUAAUAAAUAUAUAUAUGUAUCAUGUAUGUAUGUCUUUGGGAUGUUUUGAAAUCAGUUUGGCAUUUCAAUCUUUUUGACAGUACUAUGAUAUAGUAUGAUCACUAUGUAUUAGUCGUGGGUUUGU
Camelina sativa (false flax) is the source of this 613-nucleotide messenger RNA. RefSeq names its product precursor of CEP1-like. NCBI's taxonomy places the organism in Eukaryota, Viridiplantae, Streptophyta, Magnoliopsida, Brassicales, Brassicaceae. The record is from RefSeq and is a predicted model, not a curated record.